Knipowitschia caucasica is the source of this 297-nucleotide messenger RNA. The record is from the annotation of a GenBank genome assembly. NCBI's taxonomy places the organism in Eukaryota, Metazoa, Chordata, Actinopteri, Gobiiformes, Gobiidae.
AUGAGACCCACGGGACCCCACGGGACCCCACGGGACCCCACGAGACCCCACGAGACCCCACGGGACCCCACGGGACCCUACGAGACCCCACGGGACUCCACGGGACCCCAUGAGACCCAUGAGACCCCACGGGACCCCAUGAGACCCCAUGAGACCCACGGGACCACACGGGACCCCACGGGACCCCAUGAGACCUCGGGACCACACGAGACCCCACGGGACCCCAUGAGACCCACGAGACCCCACGGGACUCCACGGGACCCCAUGAGACCCACGAGACCCCACGGGACCCCAUGA